Messenger RNA from Diaporthe citri, 1059 nucleotides. RefSeq lists its product as uncharacterized. Bases 1 to 1059 code for a protein of 352 amino acids. The record is from RefSeq and is a predicted model, not a curated record. Gene Ontology annotation, molecular function: oxidoreductase activity, acting on the CH-OH group of donors, NAD or NADP as acceptor; NAD binding. The transcript is spliced from 2 exons. NCBI's taxonomy places the organism in Eukaryota, Fungi, Ascomycota, Sordariomycetes, Diaporthales, Diaporthaceae.
AUGGCAGGACCUCUCAAAGUAGCCGUGCUGGAUGACUACUUCGGCUUCGCCGGACCCAUCUUCCAGAAACUCGACUCCAGCAAAUUCGAAGUAACCAUCUUCAAGGACACGCUGCUCCCUUACAACCACCCCAAGACAUCUCAGGAUGAGAAAGACAAGCUGGCCAAGCGGCUGGAGCCGUUUCAAAUCAUCUGCACGAUGAGAGAGCGCACCCCGUUCCCGAGAGACCUCAUCUCGCGCCUGCCGGGCCUCAAGCUCCUCCUUACGACCGGAACGCGCAACAAGGGCUUGGAUCUGGACGCAUUCAAGGACCACGGCAUCCCUGUUGCGGGCGCGGUGAGCGCUGGCGACAGCACAACGCAGCACUGUGUGGCGCUGAUCCUCGCGCUGGCCCGCAACAUCGUGCCGGACGAUCGAUCCGUCAAGACGGGCGGAUGGCAGACCGGAGUGGCAGUGAGGCUGUCAGGCGCAGUUCUCGGCGUUGUCGGGCUGGGGCGGCUCGGUGCUGCUGUGGCAAAGAUCAUGCACACUGCGUUCGGCAUGAAGGUGAUCGCGUGGAGCACCAACCUGACGCAGGACAAGGCGGACGAGCAGGCCAGAGAGGCGGGCUUGCCUGUCGAGGAUGCGGAUGGGGAGAAGACUUUCAGGGCAGUGAGCAAGGAGGAGCUGUGCCGGCAGUCAGACGUCGUCAGCGUGCACGUGGUGCUGUCGGACCGGUCGAGGGGAAUGAUCACCAAGAAGGAGCUGGAGCUGAUGAAGCCCGAGGCGCUGUUCAUCAACACAUCGAGAGGCCCUCUCGUGGUGGAAAAGGACCUGCAGGACGUCCUGGAGCAGGGCAAGAUCCGCGCAGCAGCGAUUGACGUGUUCGAGCUCGAGCCGUUGCCGCUGGACAGUGCCUGGAGGACGACCAAGUGGGGACAAGAUGGGAGGGGCGAGGUGAUCUUGACGCCUCACACGGGUUACGCGGAGAAGGAGACGCUGGCCAAAUGGUAUGAGGAGCAGGUCGCAAAUAUCCUCAGGUGGGAGAAGGGAGAGCAGCUGGCCCAUGUUAUGGCCUGA